Messenger RNA from Staurois parvus, 627 nucleotides. NCBI's taxonomy places the organism in Eukaryota, Metazoa, Chordata, Amphibia, Anura, Ranidae. The record is from the annotation of a GenBank genome assembly.
CUUGGACCCCACAUUCACUACUACCGGUCUCCCCGGACCCUGCAUUCACUAUUACCGGUCUCCCCCGGACCCUGCAUUCACCAUAUCUGUUCUCCCCGGACCCCACAUUCACUACUACCAGUCUCCCCGGACCCUGCAUUCACUAUAUCUGGUCUCCCCAGACCGGACCCUGCAUUCACUAUGUCUGGUCUCCCCAGACCGGACCCUGCAUUCACUAUAUCUGGUCUCCCCGGACCCUGCAUUCACUAUAUCUGUUCUCCCCGGACCCCACAUUCACUACUACCGGUCUCCCCGGACCCCGCAUUCACUGUAUCUGGUCUUCCCGGACCCCGCAUUCACUGUAUCUGGUCUUCUCGGACCCCGCAUUCACUAUAUCUGGUCUCCCCGGACCCUGCAUUCACUAUAUCUGUCCUCUCCGGACCCCACAUUCACUAUUACUGGUCUCCCCGGACCCUGCAUUCACUGUAUCUGGUCUCCCCGGACCCUGCAUUCACUGUAUCUGGUCUCCCCGGACCCUGCAUUCACUAUAUCUGGUCUCCUACAGUACACAGAACAUGGAAAUGCAAUUAUGUUAGUAAAUAUAAACUGCUAAAUACCUUUUCUCAUCAGAAGUUAGAGCAGUCUUGU